AUCUCAUGUUUCUGUCAAGUCUUACUCUCUUCUAUUAUAGAUUUAUUAAAUUACUAGUAAACUUACAAGACUAGCAUUGUGAGAACAAACAGGCCUUCUUGUUUCUGUCAUGGAACUGUGGAUUCCAUUUCUUGCCAGUUAGGUACAAAUCUUGAAGACGGCAGGACCUUUGACUCAUUCAAAAAACUAAUCUUGUGUCCUGCCUUAAGUAUAUUCAAAUGACUCAUUCAAAAUACAUUGUUGUCUCUUACCCUCAUUACAUUCAAACAAAAUCUUCGAAUCAAUCGACUUCAUUCACUCCUUUCACUGACCUCAGUCUUUCCGAAGAUAUUGAAAUUACCAUAAUCACUGAUUGAUUCAAAGAUAUGCUACUUAGCAAACCCUAUUUCUAGUUAAAUUGAUCACAUUCCCUGUUGAAAUACAUAAUCACAAAGGAAAUUAUCUCUGUUGGACAAUCCGUCUAAUGAGACAGUUUUUGUUCUUCUAUGCUUAUAUUCUUUCUGGAAAAUGACAAAUUUACCGGCAGUUUUGGACCAUUACAUAAUUCUUUUGCAUAUAAAUACUUAAACAUCUUGAAUGUUUGAAUGAAGUUUUUUCACAGUAAGUUUACUAUGGGAAAGAAGCAAAGAGAUUUCCCAUGGCAAAGGGCAAGAGCAGACUUUCCUCACAAUGGCAUCGAUUUUCCUAAUAAAAGACCAACUGGAAGGUUCAGUAAUGGUCUAAACAGUGCUGAUUUACUUGCCAAGCUAAUGGGUUAUAAAAGAAGUCCACCACCUUUUUUCUCUUUGAACAUUGCAUAUGCUGUGAAGAAGAGUAGCUUCAGAGGUAUAAACUUUGCAUCUGGAGGCUCUGGCCUUCUUGAUGUAACUGGACAAACAAUGAGCAACCAAAAGAAUGUUGUCCCAUUGAGUGAGCAGAUACAGCAAUUUUCCAAUGUUCAUGGCAAGCUCAUGGCCACAAUGGGUCCAGCAGGAACUGAAAAUUUUCUCUCAAAGUCUUUAUUCUUCAUCAGUAUUGGUAGCAAUGAUAUUUUUGGCUAUUACCAUUCCAAUAGUACUAUACCAAAGCAAGAGUUCAUAUCCACAUUAGGACUUGCGUAUGAAAAUUACUUGAGGGCUCUACUUAAUCUUGGAGCAAGGAAGUUUGGCAUAAUAAUUGUUCCACCAAUUGGAUGUUGUCCAUCUCAAAGGAUUUAUAAUGCUACUGGAGGUUGUUUGGAGGAGUUGAACGAACACGCGAGGGCUUUCUAUGUGACAAUGGAAACUCUCAUGUACAAACUCAGUACAGAAUAUAAGGACAUAAAGUAUUCACUUGGAAACACGUAUGAAAUGACAAUAAAUGUUAUAGACAACCCUGCUUUAUUCAAUUUUAAGGAGGUGAAAACUGCAUGUCGUGGAGGUGGGAAAUUCAAUGGAGAGUCCUUUUGUGAACCGAAUGCAAAUCUUUGUUCAAAGCGGCAUCAAUACUUGUUCUGGGAUUUAUUCCACCCUACACAGACUGCUUCUAAGUUGGCAGCUGUGACACUCUACAGUAGUGGUGAACAAAGAUUUGUAUCUCCUAUUAACUUCUUUCAGUUAGCCGCGGCAUAACCAGAAAUAGUCCUUAAAAGUUCCUUCCCAAUAUGAUCAAUUGUAUCCUAAUAAGUGUAUUAUUCUAUAUUUGUAUUUCUAUUUAUUACAAGCUUAUGGAAGAAUAAUACACAGAUUUAGAUAACACAAUUCAAUGUAUAACUUGAGCUUGAGUUGCAUUGCUCUAAAC
This is a messenger RNA of Pistacia vera, 1758 nucleotides long. Its product is annotated as GDSL esterase/lipase At5g55050-like. NCBI's taxonomy places the organism in Eukaryota, Viridiplantae, Streptophyta, Magnoliopsida, Sapindales, Anacardiaceae. The record is from RefSeq and is a predicted model, not a curated record. The coding region runs from base 585 to 1589 and encodes 334 amino acids. Gene Ontology annotation, molecular function: hydrolase activity, acting on ester bonds. The transcript is spliced from 6 exons.